Messenger RNA from Cercocebus atys (sooty mangabey), 1632 nucleotides. Its product is annotated as olfactory receptor 8J3. Gene Ontology annotation, biological process: G protein-coupled receptor signaling pathway; sensory perception of smell. Gene Ontology annotation, molecular function: olfactory receptor activity; odorant binding; G protein-coupled receptor activity. NCBI's taxonomy places the organism in Eukaryota, Metazoa, Chordata, Mammalia, Primates, Cercopithecidae. The record is from RefSeq and is a predicted model, not a curated record. Bases 122 to 1051 code for a protein of 309 amino acids. The transcript has 2 exons. Gene Ontology annotation, cellular component: membrane.
AAGAACUGUAACACUGACUGCGAGGGUCUGUGGCUUCCUUCUUGAAGUCGGCGAGACCAAGAACCCACCAAUUCCGAACACACUAGGAAAGUGACUGUCACAUGAAUUUCCAAACUCUGACAUGGCUCCUGAAAAUUUCACCAGCGUCACUGAGUUUGUUCUCACGGGUGUCUCUGGCUGUCCAGAGCUCCAGAUUCCCCUCUUCCUGGUCUUCCUGGUGCUCUAUGUGCUGACCGUGGCAGGGAACCUGGGCAUCAUCACCCUCACCAGUGUUGACUCUCGACUUCAAACCCCCAUGUACUUUUUCCUGCGACAGCUGGCUAUCAUCAAUCUUGGUAACUCUACUGUCAUUGCCCCUAAAAUGCUGAUUAACUUUUUAGUAAAGAAGAAAACUACCUCGUUCUAUGAAUGUGCCACCCAGCUGGGAGGGUUCCUGUUCUUUAUUGUGUCGGAGGUAAUGAUGCUGGCUGUGAUGGCCUAUGACCGCUAUGUGGCCAUUUGUAACCCUCUGCUCUACAUGGUGCUGGUGUCUCGGCGGCUCUGCCUCCUGCUGGUCUCCCUCACAUACCUCUAUGGCUUUUCUACAGCUAUUGUGGUUUCACCUUGUAUAUUCUCUAUGUCUUAUUGCUCUUCUAAUAUAAUCAAUCAUUUUUAUUGUGAUAUUGCACCUCUGUUAGCAUUAUCUUGCUCUGAUACUUACUUACCAGAAACAAUAGUCUUCAUAUCUGCAGCAACAAAUUUGGUUUUUUCCAUGAUUACAGUUCUAGUAUCUUAUUUCAAUAUUGUUUUGUCCAUUCUAAGGAUACGUUCAUCAGAAGGAAGGAAAAAAGCCUUUUCCAGCUGUGCUUCACAUAUGAUGGCAGUCACAGUUUUCUAUGGGACAAUGCUGUUCAUGUAUCUGCAGCCCCAAACCAACCACUCACUGGAUACUGAUAAGACGGCCUCUGUGUUUUACACAUUGGUGAUUCCUAUGCUGAAUCCCUUGAUCUACAGCCUAAGGAAUAAUGAUGUAAAAGUCGCCUUAAAGAAAUUCAUGGAAAAUCCAUGCUAAUCUUUUAAAUCAAUGUAAUUUUAGAACUAUAUACAUAAAUGAAGAGAUAGUUCAUGUAACCUGCCAUUACGUGAGAGAAAUAAAACUUUAGGUGCCUGACUUACAAGUUUACAAGCAACCCUAAGAAUUACCAAGAGGUAGGAUUUAAAGAUUUUUGAAUUUAAAAAGUAAAAUACAUGGAAACAUUUUGAAUUGUGAGAGAAAUACAAAGCAAAAAUAUUAUUCAUUAACUUUGCCCAGAAAUAAUCAGGUAAUCAGUCUGAAUAAAAUAUAUUCAGGAGUAAGGCGCAGUAUCAGUUUUAAAAGGUGAAGUUUGAACAGAGCAACAGAAUGUGAACAAGGGAAUUAAAGUGAAUAUUUUUCAUUCUGUGGACUCUUUUUUUUUUUUUUUCCAGGUAUGGUUGGGUAGCGUGGAUCCCUGCAUCUUGAAAAACUGUGAAUACAGACGACUAAAAUCCUUUUUACAACAAAGUUAGCAAACUUGAACUGACAAUAAUAUUUAAAAUAAAGCUCUUUAACUCUUUUUAAAUAUUGUUUGAAGAAACAAUAUAGACAUACUACCAAUUAAUACAUGUUUUCAA